GAACUCAGAGUGCAGAGGAGUGAGGAUGCCCUGUCUGACCCAGAUAGGUGAAGCACAUGCCUUAAUAAGCAACACACAGAUUCAUUUUGGUAUAUAUUGAUGUGUUGCAUAUGUAACAGAGCCUGUGUGUAUCAGACAGGAGUACCAGCAGCGGGCGUGUCAGCAGCUUACCUUCCCUCUCCUGAGGACCAAGGUGGCUGUGCAGGAGACAUGAGGACAGUCUGCUCACACAUUCUCAACGCCAUCAUGGACCAGCAGACGGGGUCAGUAUUGGACUGAUCUGUACCCCAGAUCAUUCUAAUUAUUCCAAUAUACAUUGUUGAAGUCAGUUCAGUAUCUCCCUUUGUUUUGAUAUCAGAGUGAAGAGGACUGUGGACUGUGAGACCAUUAUGGAACAUAUCAACCAGUAUCAGGUGUGUCCAUAUGGGGGUUAAGAGAGGGAGGGAGAGAUGGACUAUAACAGAGCAGGAUGAUUAAGUUUAGAUAUAUUAAUCAUUCAUUAAAGCUAAUGUAUUGUAUCUACAGUCUGAAUCCAUGUGUGAAUCCAUAGUUCACUUCUCAUCUUGACCAAACCUGUCGAAAUCAAGACCCUUUUUUUUUUUUACAGAAAUACUAUGAUGUGUUUCCCAGAUUUUAUCAUUAUCGUAUAUCAGAGGAAGGGCUGCUCCCCAGCUGGCCUGCUGCCUUACCAUCUCACAGCACACUUCUUAACAGUAAAUUUGUUCCACUCUUAGAUUAUUAACUGUACUGCUAUAGACAUGGGUAGACCGUGUUAACAACAUAUUGUGAUAUUUAUCAUAAUAAAUUGGAAUAUCUACCUUCUUUUUAUUUUUCAUAGGCUGUGCUCAUGGCCAGUGUGAGCUGUGACUGUCCAUCAGGAGAAGUGAACAAAGCCAUGUCCCUGAUCAGUUUUCACUGUCCAAGGCUCCUCGUCUCUGCUGGUGUACUACCAGGAUCACAUGUCUGUUUGUUAAUCUGAGGUGAUGUACACCUUAAUCUGAGCGUUUUAAUGUAUGAUGCUGACCGAGUGUAAUUUGUGUGUGUGUUGGACAGCACUGGUGGGGCCGUCUCUCCCGUGUUGGUGUCUCUGGUGUCGCCUUACUGACGGACAGCCUCAGCAGCUGCAGGUCCUGGCUGACUGUCACUUGUGGGCCUACAGGUAACACAGGAUCAUGCGUACAUGCCUGUGUAUAUAGAACAUUUACUGAUAAUACUCCUAUACAAACUAAAUGUUAUUUUUGAGAGUGAUGAUUGAUUGAGUUCUUGUGCUGUCUCUUUGGCAGUUCAAUGAAGGGGGUGUCAUGCCCUGUCCCCUCUGCCCCGCCCCUGCUCCUGGCAGCCUGUCUGCCCUGUGUAUGGGAGUGGCCAGGGCCAGGGCCAGGGCAAGCCUGGAGAUGUUGGGACAGAUGGCAGAGCAGCACAGACAGGUGAGGACACUUCUUUUCCCUAUCAUCAAGUUUUUCAAACUCAACCUAGAUGUUUGUUCAAUAGGUUCAUUAGCCAUGUUUGUAAGCGUUGAUGGAGUGGACACGUAACACAGUGAAUUGAGAAAAUCUAUUUCACACCACCUAAAGGACAGAGGUCAAUGUUCAAAGAAAAAGAAACCCACACAAACGCAGGUUUCUUAAUAUAUAAAGUUGUGGCUAAAUAUAUUGGCACCCUUGUACUUUGUUAAAAUAAUUCCCUAUAAUCUAUUGGAUUUUCAACAUUGCAGAACCAAUUUAUUUUUGUAAACCUAAGUUGACAAAAAUAAAUGACAAAUAAAGACAAAUGGCAUGGACAAAAUUAUUGGCAACCCAGAGCUAGUACUUGGUUGCACUUGGUUGCUCAGCUGGUAGAGCACGGCGCUUGUAACGCCAAGGUAGUGGGUUCGAUCCCCGGGACCACCCAGACACAAAAAUGUAUGCACGCAUGACUGUAAGUCGCUUUGGAUAAAAGCGUCUGCUAAAUGGCAUAUUAUAUUAUAUUAUAUUAUAAGAUAACAGCCAACAUUUGCUUCUUGUAGCCAUCAAUGAGCUUGCUGCACCAUUCUACUGGCAAUUUGGCCCACUCUUCAGCAGCAAACUGCUCUAAUUCUUCGAUGUUUGACGGGUUGGCCUCCACCAACUGCUGUUUUCAGAUCUCGCCAUAGGUUAUGGAUGUGAUUCAGAUCUGGACUCUAUGCUGGCCACUCCAGAACAGUCCAGUGUUUCUUCUUGAACCAUUCCAGCGUGCGUUUUAUGUGUGUUUGGGGUUGUUGUCCUACUGGAAGACCCACAACCUUCAUCAGAGACAGUUUUUUAACUCUGGGUUGAACGUUGCACUCCACCUUGAUAAUCUGCUGAUUUCAUGACGUCUUGCACACAUUCAAGGCCCCCAGUACCAGAAGCAACAAAGCAACCCCACAGCAUCAUCAAACCUCCCCCAUAAUUUAUUUUAGAAUAAAUUGGGAAUUAUUUAAGAAAAGUGCAAGGGUGUCAAUAUAUUUGGCUGCAACUGUAGGAUUCUUGGAAUAUAUUAUUGGAAUGUUUUGGUAGUUGUGACAUAUUAGUGAAACACUGACACACAUGCUCAGCACUAAUCUUUGGCCUCACACAAACACAGUUUCUGAUUCAUCAUUCAGGAGCAGAGACUCAAAUGAUUAGGGAAACGACUCAGCAGUUUUCUAUUAGAGACGUGAUCAUUGUCACGAGACUCCCUUCUAAGUAAUGAAUUAGUACCAGGGAAACUGCCAUUCAGGCUCUCCUUGUCUUUCUGCUGCCAUUUCUCUCCAGCUGCUCCUCUGUGUGACCGACCUCCUCACAACUUUUCUCACGCCUUAGGUACAUUUUACAUUUUUGGCAUAUAGUAGAUGCUCUUAUCCAGAGCAACUUGUCAGUGCAUUCAUCUUAAGAUAGCUACAGUUGAAGUCGGAAGUUUACAUACACUUAGGUUGGAGUCAUUAAAACUCGUUUUUCAACCACUCCACAAUUUCUUGUUAACAAACUAUAGUUUUGGCAAGUCGGUUAGGACAUCUACUUUGUGCAUGACACAAGUAACUUUUCCAACAAUUGUUUACAGACAGAUUAUUUCACUUAUAAUUCACUGUAUCACAAUUCCAGUGGGUCAGAAGUUUACAUACACUAAGUUGACUGUGCCUUUAAACAGCUUGGAAAAUUCCAGAAAAUGAUUUCAUGGCUUUAGAAGCUUCAGUUGGGCUAAUUGACAUCAUUUGAGUCAAUUGGAGGUGUACCUGUGGAUGUAUUUCAAGGCCUACCUUCAAACUCAGUGCCUCUUUGCUUGACAUCAUGGGAAAAUCAAAAGAAAUCAGCCAUGACCUCAGAAAAAAAUGUGUAAACCUCCACAAGUCUGGUUCAUCCUUGGGAGCAAUUUGCAAACGCCUGAAGGUACCACGUUCAUCUGUACAAACAAUAGUACGCAAGUAUAAACACCAUGGGAUAACGCAGCCGUCAUACCGCUCAGGAAGGAGACGCGUUCUGUCUCCUAGAGAUGAACGUACUUUGGUCCGAAAAGUGUAAAUCAAUCCCAGAACAACAGCAAAGGACCUUGUGAAGAUGCUGGAGGAAACAGGUACAAAUGUAUCUAUAUCCACAGUAAAACAAGUCCUAUAUCGACAUAACCUGAAAGGCCGCUCAGCAAGGAAGAAGCCACUGCUCCAAAACCGCCAUAAAAAACCCAGACUAUGGUUUGCAACUGCACAUGGGGACAAAGAUCGUACUUUUUGGAGAAAUGUCCUCUGGUCUGAUGAAACAAAAAUAGAACUGUUUGGCCAUAAUGACCAUCGUUAUGUUUGGAGGAAAAAGGGGGAUCUUGCAAGCCAAAGAACACCAUCCCAACCGUGAAGCACGGGGGUGGCAGCAUCAUGCUGUGGGGGUGCUUUGCUGCAGGAGGGACUGGUGCACUUCACUAAAUAGAUGGCAUCAUGAGGAAGGAAAAUUAUGUGGAUAUAUUGAAGCAACAUCUCAAGAAAUCAGUCAGGAAGUUAAAGCUUGGUCGCAAAUGGUCUUCCAAAUGGACAAUGACCCCAAGCAUACUUCAAAGUUGUGGCAAAAUUGCUUAUGGACAACAAAGUCAAGGUAAUGGAGUUGCCAUCACAAAGCCCUGACCUCAUCCUAUAGAAAAUGUGUGGGCAGAACUGAAAAGGCGUGUGCGAGCAAGGAGGCCUACAAACCUGACUCAGUUACACCAGCUCUGUCAGAAGGAAUGGGCCAACAUUCACCCAACUUAUUGUGGAAGGCUACCCGAAACGUUUGACCCAAGUUAAACAAUUUAAAGGCAAUGCUACCAAAUACUAAUUGAGUGUAUGUAAACUUCUGUCCCACUGGGAAUGUGAUGAACGAAAUAAAAGCUGAAAUAAAUCAUUCUCUCUACUAUUAUUCUGACAUUUCACAUUCUUAAAAUAAAGUUGUGAUCCUAACUGACCUAAGACAGGGAAUUAUUACUAGGAUUAAAUGUCAGGAAUUGUGAAGAAUUGAGUUUAAAUGUAUUUGGCUAAGGUAUAUGUAAACUUCUGACUUCAACUGUAGGUGGGACAACCACAUUUCACAGUCAUAGUAAGUACAUUUUCCUCAAUAAAGUAGUUAUCAGCAAAGUCAGUGCUAGUAGGAAAAGACAAGUGCAAUUAUUAUUCUAUUUUUGGGUGGGUGGGGAAGGUGGGGGCGCUGUGGGAUUUAGUCAAUGCCAAGAGUUUUUCUUGGUUAGGUCACGUGGUCAAGGAACUCCUAGCCCUACAUACUAAACAAUGUAAUAGUAAUGUAUUCAACAGACUAAAACACCUUUUAUACUAACAAAACACCACAUAACUACAACGUUUAUCAUACAACAUUUUGUGUCUCUGAUGUUAUAUUGGGUAUUUAUAAUAUUUAGUUUUUUCAAAUCAAGAACAAGGCCUAUACCAGCCUGUAGCCGUGGUAACAUCCAGAUGAAUACACAAGACUGAUGCCUUUAUCCUUUUACAGGUAUAUUUACUUGGUCAAACUGUCAGCACUGUCCUCAGUAUUGUCAUCCAUUUUCUCGUUUAUAUGCGAGUUCUGUAUGUGUAUUGUGUUCUGUUUCCCUCCCAGCCUGGUCCCCCAUCUUAACUCUGAGAUGUUGAAGAGGACAGUGAAGACCUCAGGGUUCCUCCACACUGCUGUGCUCUGCUACUCCUCCCCUAUCAAGCUGUUUAUGGAUGGCCAGACUUCCUGCCCUGUGAUCGAGCACCCAACUGAUCAGGUGAGCUUUCUUUGAUUAGCAAAAAAAGCACAGAUAAUCAUGUUUAAUAAUCAUACAUCCUCAAUGUGGUCACCAAACUACUGACAGUGGCAUUUUUCUGAAUCUGUGUUUUGGUCUCACAGAUGGACCCCUCCCAAAUUCUGACCCGGGCCCAGCAGGUGCUUCUGAAGAUUAUCACUGACAUCCCCAACCUCACUGUCUCAAUGUCAGCUGAACCA
Coregonus sp. 'balchen' is the source of this 5411-nucleotide messenger RNA. The record is from the annotation of a GenBank genome assembly. NCBI's taxonomy places the organism in Eukaryota, Metazoa, Chordata, Actinopteri, Salmoniformes, Salmonidae.